This is a messenger RNA of Suillus subalutaceus, 305 nucleotides long. RefSeq lists its product as uncharacterized. The record is from RefSeq and is a predicted model, not a curated record. The transcript is spliced from 5 exons. Bases 35 to 298 code for a protein of 87 amino acids. NCBI's taxonomy places the organism in Eukaryota, Fungi, Basidiomycota, Agaricomycetes, Boletales, Suillaceae.
GAGAAAUAUCAGCACCUUUCUGGAUCGCUGAUACAUGGCAUGUAACCGAGUGAUCAUGAUGACUUGCAUGAUGCUUCACUCACCGCCCAGGAUUACCUCUACAACGACAUUCGUCCAAUCAUUUAUGAAUGGAAGGCAUGAGUGUGGAAUACUCACUGCAUCUGUUAUCAAAAUAGUUGGAACACUGUCUAAAGAAACAGAGUCUAUACGAGGAGACAUACCCAGGAUGUACAUCCUGAUUCGCAACAUCAACGACUUAAACCUCCAAACAUACACAGAAAAUCCUAUUCCAGCAUAGCGCACCU